GAUUAGUUUUGCUCUCUUUUUUCCUUAGAUUUUGGUGUUUUAUGUCUUGGUUUGAAGUUUCUGCUUAUGGGGUGCUGAUAGUUUUUGUGCUUUCUUGUUUUUGGAUGUUUUUAUGACCUCAUAAAGAUUGGACAUUUGUGUUAUGAAAUUUGUCUGAAUUCUAGGUUUUUUUUCUUUCCAUUAGGUUUUACUGGGAUGAAUUUAUCAGGCUUUUUGUUCCAAAAUCUCAUCUCCGUUUUGCUUUUCUUGGUUAAUUUUGUUCUCUUUCCCUUUAGAUAUUGUUAUUUAUUUUCUUGCUUUCUUUCUCUUAAAAAUGGCUUACAAAGUUCAGAUCUUUGGAUGUUAGUUCUAGUUUUGGCUAACUUUUUGUGUUUUUCUUGUUUACUAGUUUCUGCACACGUGCGUCGUACGUGUACUCCAUAACUGUGAGUACGAACUAUUAAAAAGUCAAAUAAAAUUGUGUUUGAUUUCACAAUAAAAAUAAGAAAAGUGAGAUGAUAAAUGGUUGUAUAAUUAACUCAAAAGGAUUUUUUGAUUCAUCUCACCGCCCUUUCUUACCCUUAUGUUCAGUCCCUUUAAUUUUUUGUCCUUGACUUUUGUCUUGUUUCUUUUUAAUGAUGAAGCUUUUAAGAAUUAAUCAGGACUUUUGGUACAAAAUCUUUCUUUUUAAUGAUGAAGCUUUUAAGAAUUAAUCAGGACUUUUGGUACAAAAUCUCAUCUUGAUUCGGAUUUCUGGAUUAGUUUUGUUCUCUUUGUCAUUAGAAUUUGAUGUUCUAUGUCUUGGUUCGAAUUUUCGCCAGUGAGGUGUUGAUAGUUUUUGUGCUUUGUUGUUUUUGAGCUCAUAAAGAAUGAACCUUUGUGUCAUAAACUUUGUAUGAAUUCGAAGUAUUUUUCUUCCCUUUAGGUUUUAGUGGGAUGAAUUUAUCAGGCGUUUUGUUCCAAAAUCUCAUCUUCGUUUUGCUUUUCUUGGUUUGUUUUGCUCUCUUUCCCGUUAGGUAUUGCUAUUAUUUUGCUUGCUUUUUUGAUGCUUGUGUUUGUAGGUGCUAAUGAUAUUUGUGCUUUUCUUGUUUCAGAGAGUUGUUAUGAGCUCACAAAGAUUGGACCUUUGUGUCAUAAAAUUAGUUUGAAUUCUAGGUUUUUAUUCUUGAUUUGAAGUUUAUGUUUGUGGGGUGCUGAUAGUUUUUGUCGUUUAAGGACUUUCAUGUUUUGACUUUUCCUUGCUGGAAGUCAAUGUUUUUUGUUUGAAGAGGAAUCAAAGGUUAACAAAAGGAAGAUUUGAAGAUAAUCUUUGAGUCUUUUUUGCUUUUGAGCUAAUUAUCAAAUUUAAUAUUUUUGAAUUGCAUUUGCCAAGUUAUUGAAAAAUUGCGAAAGUUGGCAAAAAAAGUAAAGUGCACAAAUAUUCUUUUGUGAAGAAUUGAGGUUUCUUUCACUUAAAAAUGGCUAACAAAUUUCGGAUCUUUGGAUGUUUAUUCUGGUCUUUGCUAACUUUUUCUGCUUUUCUUGUUUACUAGUUUCUGGGCACGUGCGUUGCACGUGUACUCCAUAAUUGUGAGAACGAGCUAUUAAAAAAUCACGUAAAUUGGGUUUGAGUUCAGAAUAAAAAUAAGAAAAUUAAAGAUGAUAAAUGUUAAUAUAUCUAACUCAAAAUGAGAAAUUUUAUUGCAUUUAGUCCUCCUUUUAUUGUAAUUUCGAUAUAUAUAAGUUUUAUAUCUGUUUCAAAAGAUGAAAUAAUCGUAGAGGCACAUUGCCUAUCAUUAACUUCCUUAAAAUGUCUCUAAUGUCUCAUACAAUAGUGUAAAAAUAUGGUCAACAAAGCUACUUCAAUGAUCAAUCUAUGAAGUUGAGUGACUUUUGGCUUCAUUGUAGUUACCAUUAUUAUUAUUGUUAUGAUGAUUUACGUGAUUUGAUUGUGAUCCUUUUGAAAUCUUAGACUCUUGUUACCUUUGAUUUGUAUAAUACUUGUAAAAGAAAAAGACUAAGUAGUUUUAUUUUAUUAGAUUUAAUGUUAACUACAAAUAGCCUGUUUUGGUGGACACGUAAAUCAAAGAGAAAGCUUUUAAUGAUUUUUUGGUUCAUCUCACCGCCUUUUCUUACCCUUUUGUUUAGUCCCUUUUAUUUUCUGUUCAUGGUUUUUAUCUUGUUUCUUUUUAUGAGAAAGCUUUCUAUGACCUGUCUCUAUUUUGGCAUUCUUGUUCCUUUCGUUUUAGUCCUUUCUCAUAGAAAGGUUCUAUCAAACAAUACAGUGGAGAUCCUUUCUCUAUCCAUUAUUCACUUUUUGUGCUUUUCUUCUUUACUAAUUUCUGGGUACUUGCGUUGCACAUGUACUCCAUAACUGUGAGUACGAACUAAUUAAAAAAUCACACAAAAUUGUGUUUGAGUUCACAAUAAAAAUAAGAAAACUAACGUGAAAUUUUAAUCAGUAAACUAUAAGGGGGUGUCAUAAUUAUAGCUAUUAUUAUUAUUAUUGUUAUGAAGAUUUAUAUGAUAUGAUUGUUACCAUUUUGAAAUCUGACUCGUGUUACCUUAGAUUUGUAUAAUACUUGUAAAAAGAAAAAGACAAAGUUGUUUCGUUUUAUUGGUUUUUAUUCUUGAUUUGAAGUUUAUGUUUGUGGGUCGCUGAUAAUCUGUGUGGUUUGAAAGCUUUCAGGUUUUGACUUCUCCUAUCUAGAAGUUAGAUGUUUUUUGUUUGAAGAGGAAUCAAAGGUUAAAAGAAGGAAGAUUUGAAGACAAUCUUUGAAUCUUUUUUGCUUUUGAGCUAAUUAUCGUAUUUAAGUUUUUGAAGUGCCUUAGUGGGUGAUUCUUUUCAGCGGAGACAAAAAGCACUAGGUGAUUCUUUCCAUGUGUCGUCACCUUAGUAGACGAAGUUACUGAUCUUUGUUGCUAGUAGUGGAAGGUGGCAGGUAUCCCGUAGAUUUAGUUGAGAUGCACGAAAGCUGGCCCGAACACCAUGGUUAUAAAAAAAAAUUGCCUUUUAAAUUUAUUUAAAAUUUUGAUCACCAUGUCAAUGUUAAAUGCUGCUAGACACCCAUCUUGUGCUCUCUAUUUUCUUGAAUCUUUAUGCAAAAUUUUCGUCUUUUUGUUAUGUAGGUUUGUUUGGUUUUGUACAUUUUUUUAGUUUUAUGCUAAUGUGAAAAUAUAAUUUAUUUUAUUUUAUUAAAUUUUGAUCACCAUAAUAUCAAUGGGGAAUGCAGUUCUUUUGCUUGCUUAACUUUGAUAAAAUCCCUUUUGUUGUUUGUUUCUUUGUGAACUGUAGAUGCCCAUCUUCCUCUCUCUAUGCACUGCUCUCUUUUCCAUCUGUCUUGAAUUCUUAUGCAAAAAGACACUUUUAUGUUUAGUGGGUGUGUUUGUCCUUUUGUACAUUUUGAACAUGUAAGCAAUUACUGUUCUUUCCCCUCUAAGUUUAUAGGCACCGACUGGAAAGUACCGCAAAAUCAUGGAAAACUCAGUCCAGCUAAUUGUAAAUAGGAAAAACAAAAAUCAAUUCAAGUAGAAAGAACUGACAAAACCUCCUUUUCUUUUGCCACAUUUCACUCAAAGAACCAGGUAAACAAAUGACCAAAAGAGCCAGCUAAACACACAAAAGUUAACACCUUUGUUCAAAAAUUGAAACACAAAACAGCAAAAAAUACAUGAAAAAUUCAAAUUGAAAGAACUUAAAAGAUCCUCUUACAGCUGAACCAUGUAAAUAAAUGAACAAAAACAGCAGCUAAACACACUGAAGUUAACACCUUUACUCAAAAAUUGAAACACAAAUCAGGAUCAGGGCCGUCAGAAGAACUAGAAAAUUAGGUUUGAGGAGGAUAUAUAUUAUUGUUAACGCUACUAGUUUAUACAGAUACCAUGGAUCCCGGAGGCAGCAAUUACCAGGAUAUUGGUGAUUCCCGAAGUGCAUAUACUGAUUAUGGUAUUGCACUACAAAGUGCUGAAUUCACUAAUUCCCCCUUUAGAAAAUCUACAGCUGUUAUCGAUGGGAAGCAUGGAGCUGGAUCUAAUAGUGCUGUUCAUGAGAUGCUUAAAUGCGCUGCUUGUAUGAAUUUAAUGUACCCGCCAAUUUACCAGUGUCCAAAUGGCCACGCAUUAUGCGAGUACUGCAAGUCAAAAGUACUUGUAUGUCCAAUUUGCUGCCAUGAGCCUGGAAAUAUAAGAUGUCUAGCACUGGAGAAAAUUGCAGAGUCACUAGAACUGCCAUGCCGAUACCAAUUUUAUGGCUGUCAAGAUAUAUUCCCUUAUCAUACAAGGCUGCAACAUGAGCAGAACUGCAGGUUUCGACCAUACAAUUGUCCAUAUGCAGAAUCUGAAUGCGCUGUUACUGGUGAUAUUCACAAGCUCGUUGCACAUCUAAAAGAUCAUCACAAGGUUGAUAUGCAUGAUGGGUGUGUCUUCAAACAUCGCUAUGACAUACCUAAUCCUCAAGAAGUUGAUAAUGCUGCAUGGAUGUUGAGGGUUUUCAACUGUUUCGAUCACCAGUUCUGCCUGCACUUUGAGGCUUUCAACCUUGGAUUAGCACCUGUAUACAUAGCAUUCAUUCGUUUUAUGGGCGAUGAUGAUGAUGCAACAAGAUUUAGGUAUAGUCUUGAAGUAGGUGGAUUUGGCAGAAAGUUAACAUGGCAAGGAGUACCAAGGAGCAUCCAUUUUACUCACAAAACUGUCCGAGACAGUUUAGACGGGCUGAUUAUCCAUAGGAGCAUGGCACUCUUCUUCUCUGGUGGUGACAUGAAGGAGCUGAAGCUACAGCUAGUUGGGCGUAUUUGGCCAGAGCCAUUGUAAACUAGAUAUAUCAUCUUCUGUCAUUGCGGGGAUGCCCAGAAAGUAUAGUUCGUUAUCGCCAAAAUUGGUUUGUGGCUUAAUUUUCUUGCAUUUCGUGUAAAUGGUUAUUGCAAAAUCUGCAGAUGGUUCUAUACAGUUUCUAGUUUUUGGAUCGAUUGUAGUUUAGCUCAGCUGUGGAUCAUGCAUCUAAAGUUUCGAGGCAUUUAGGCUUUUCUGACCAGCCAUAUGAUAAACUAUCUGGUUGUUAGUCCCUUUCUA
Molecule: messenger RNA, 5025 nt
Organism: Capsicum annuum
Lineage: Eukaryota; Viridiplantae; Streptophyta; Magnoliopsida; Solanales; Solanaceae
Product: E3 ubiquitin-protein ligase SINAT2
Exons: 4
Coding region: 3841-4767 (308 amino acids)
Biological process (GO): multicellular organism development; ubiquitin-dependent protein catabolic process
Cellular component (GO): cytoplasm
Molecular function (GO): ubiquitin protein ligase activity; zinc ion binding; protein binding
Source: RefSeq, a predicted model, not a curated record